This is a messenger RNA of Chroicocephalus ridibundus (black-headed gull), 882 nucleotides long. It is a transcript of the gene TLX3, whose product is annotated as T cell leukemia homeobox 3. The transcript has 3 exons. The record is from RefSeq and is a predicted model, not a curated record. Lineage: Eukaryota; Metazoa; Chordata; Aves; Charadriiformes; Laridae. Gene Ontology annotation, cellular component: nucleus. The coding region runs from base 1 to 882 and encodes 293 amino acids. Gene Ontology annotation, biological process: animal organ development; regulation of transcription by RNA polymerase II. Gene Ontology annotation, molecular function: RNA polymerase II cis-regulatory region sequence-specific DNA binding; DNA-binding transcription factor activity, RNA polymerase II-specific.
AUGGAUCCGCCGUCGGGCGCGCAGGGCCAGCACCAGCACGAACCCAUCAGCUUCGGCAUCGACCAGAUCCUCAACAGCCCCGAGCAGGAGAGCGCUCCCCCGCCGCCGCCGCCGCCGCCCCCCCGGGGCCCCGACGGCGCGACCUUCCUGGGCGGCCCCGGCGGCCGCGGCGGCGCGCCUUACCCGGGCCUGCCGGCCCCUUUCCCGGCCAUCGCCGCGCCCUUCGAGGACUCGGGAUCUUACAGUGUCAACCUCAGCCUGGCCCCCGCCGGCGUGAUCCGGGUGCCGGCGCACAGGCCCAUCCCCGGGGCCGUGCCGCCGCCCAUCUCCAGCGCCAUCCCGGCCAUGCCCGCCGUGCCCAGCCUGGGCAGCCUCAACUUCCCCUGGAUGGAGAGCAGCCGGCGCUUCGUCAAGGACCGGUUCACAGCGGCGGCGGCGCUGACGCCCUUCACGGUGACACGGCGGAUCGGGCAUCCCUACCAGAACCGGACCCCGCCGAAGCGCAAGAAGCCGCGGACGUCCUUCUCCCGGGUCCAGAUCUGCGAGCUGGAGAAGCGCUUCCACCGGCAGAAGUACCUGGCCUCGGCCGAGCGCGCUGCUCUCGCCAAGUCCCUCAAGAUGACGGACGCCCAGGUGAAGACCUGGUUCCAGAACCGGCGCACCAAGUGGCGGCGGCAGACGGCGGAGGAGCGGGAGGCCGAGCGGCAGCAGGCGAGCCGGCUGAUGCUGCAGCUGCAGCACGACGCCUUCCAGAAGUCGCUGAACGAGUCGAUCCAGCCCGACCCGCUGUGCCUGCACAACUCGUCGCUGUUCGCGCUGCAGAACCUGCAGCCCUGGGAGGAGGAGAGCGCCAAGAUCCCCCCGGUCACCUCCCUCGUCUGA